GCCCGCUCGGGAGAGUGCGCCCUGCGACUCUAUCCACUUCCCCCGGAGGCAAAAAUCUCCCCUCCCCCCAAAAUCCAAGGCGUGGUGGAAUCCUAAACCCCCUCCGCGCGCGGCGAUGGCGCUCGUGUCCACCGCCACCGUCGCGUCGUCGUCCUACCACUGCGACCUCCUCCUCUUCCCGGGGGGCAGGAGGAGGUGGCGCGGGCCGAGGUGGAGCCGCGGCGGCGCGGGCGCGAGGCUAGCGGUGCUGCAGCGUGCGGGCGGCGGCGGGCUUGCGGUGCUGGAGCGAGCGGGCGCGGGCGCGGGGUCCGCGGUGCUGGAGCGGACGGGCGCCGGGGCCGGGGCCGCUGCCGCGGCGAGAAGGGAGGAGCUGGUGCCUGCGGGGAAUGGCAGGAGCUCGUACGAGGUGGAAUCGCUGAUCGACCGGCUGAGCAACCUGCCGCCGCGGGGCUCCAUCGCGCGCUGCCUCGAGACGGCGCGGCACCGGCUGACGUUGCAGGACUUCGCGGCCGUGUACCGCGAGUUCUCCCGUCGCGGGGACUGGCAGCGCUCGCUCCGGCUCUUCAAGUACAUGCAGCGCCAGUCGUGGUGCCGCCCCGACGAGCACAUCCACGCCAUCGUCAUCGGCGUGCUCGGGCGCCAGGGCCCCGCGCUGCUCGACAAGUGCCUCGAGGUGUUCCACGACCUCCCCGCCGAGUCGCGCACCGCGCUCUCCUACACCUCCCUCAUCGCCGCCUACGCGCGCAACGCGCUGCACGAGGAGGCCCGCGCGCUGCUCGACCAGAUGAAGGCCGCGGGGGUCGCGCCCACCGCCGCCACCUACAACACCGUGCUCGCCGCCUGCGCCCGCGCCACCGACCCACCCGUCCCCUUCGACAUGCUCCUCGGCCUCUUCGCUGAGAUGCGGCACGACGCGUCCCCCUCCGUGCGCCCCGACCUCACCACCUACAACACCCUCCUCGCCGCCGCCGCCGUGCGCUCUCUGGCUGACCAGUCUGAAAUGCUGCUGCGCACUAUGCUUGAGGCUGGCGUCUCCCCGGACACUGUAUCUUAUCGUUACAUUGUGGAUGCCUUUGCCAGCGCCGGCAACCUCUCCCGUGUAGCCGAGCUGUUCUCCGAAAUGGCUGUCAUGGGGAACACGGCGGAUGCCUCUGCGUAUCUAGGACUCAUGGAGGCACACACGCGUGUUGGCGCCACAGCUGAGGCGGUGGCUGUGCUGCGGCAGAUGCAGGCUGAUGGAUGUGCGCCAACAGCUGCCACUUACCGUGUCCUGCUCGAUCUUUAUGGAAGGCAGGGGCGGUUUGAUGGAGUGCGCGAACUCUUCCGUGAGAUGAGAACUGCUGUACCGCCAGACACGGCCACAUAUAAUGUGCUUUUCCGUGUAUACGGGGACGGUGGCUUCUUCAAGGAGGUGGUGGAGCUCUUCCAUGAUAUGCUUGAAACUGGGGUAGAGCCUGAUAUGGUGACCUGCGAAAAUGUCAUGGCUGCCUGUGGUCGUGGUGGCCUCCAUGAGGAUGCAAGAGAAGUUCUUGAAUAUAUGACCAGAGAAGGAAUGGUGCCGACUGCAGACGCCUACACUGGCCUGGUUGAGGCUCUUGGCCACGCGGCUAUGUAUGAGGAAGCCUAUGUUGCUUUCAACAUGAUGACUGAAAUUGGUAGCUUGCCAACUCUUGAGACCUACAAUACUCUUGCGUUUGCAUAUGCUAGGGGUGGGCUCUUCCAGGAGGCUGAGGCCAUCUUUUCUCGGAUGAGUAACAAUGCUGGCAUUCAGAAAAACAAAGAUUCAUUUGAUGCCCUCAUCGAAGCAUAUUGCCAGGGCGCACAAUUGGAUGAUGCAGUGAAGGCGUACAUGGAGAUGCGCAAAUCCAGGUUUAAUCCAGAUGAACGGUCCCUUGAGGGGGUACUUAAUGCCUACUGCAUAGCAGGGGUCAUAGAUGAGAGUAAAGAACAGUUUGAAGAACUUCAAUCUAGCGUGACACUGCCCAGCAUUAUUGCCUAUUGCAUGAUGUUGUCACUGUAUGCUAGGAACGACAGGUGGGCUGAUGCGUAUGAUAUGCUGGAAGAAAUGAAAACAAAUCGUGCUAGUAGUACACAUCAAGUAAUUGCUUCCCUAAUCAAAGGGGAAUACGAUGAUAGCUCCAACUGGCAAAUGGUUGAAUAUGCCCUUGAAAACAGUACCAUGGAAGGCUGUGACUAUAGUUUACGGUUCUUUAAUGCUCUCCUGGAUGUGCUUUGGUGGUUUGGUCAGAAGGGCCGAGCUGCAAGAGUUCUGGAUCAAGCAGUACAAUUUGGGCUCUUCCCUGAGUUAUAUCGUGACACCAAGCUGGUCUGGUCACUAGAUGUACAUAGGAUGUCAGUAGGUGGAGCGCUGGUGGCUGUGUCAGUAUGGCUCAAUAAGCUUUAUGACAGACUAGUAGAAGAUGAAGAUCUUCCACAGUUAGCAUCUGUUGUUGUAUUGAGAGGUGAAAUGGAGAAAAGCACAAUUACAAGAGGACUGCCAACCGCCAAAGUUGUCUACUCCUUUCUAAAUGAUACACUAUCAGCAUCCUUCCACUUCCCAAAAUGGAACAAGGGACGAAUCAUAUGCUUGAAGUCCCAAUUGAAAAAGCUGCAGUCAGCCGUAGAUUCCUCAAAUGGGUCUCCUGCAGCUGGUUUUGUCCCCAUGAUGAACUCCCAUUUGCCGUCUCCCGAUUCCAAGAUAUAUACAAGGGAGGACCAAUUGGGAAAUGGUACCGGCCAUUUGCCUGACGAACCGUUGGUAGAGGAAAAGGAGUCAGAGCUUCUCGCAUUGUGAGUUCUAAGGAGCUGCUGCCCUUUGCAUCUACAGUUGUGAUGACAUCACAUCGGUCUGAACAAAGGGAGACUAGAUCCAGAAUAACAGCCAUAUUUUGGGAGUUUGCUCAUUCAGAUCUCCGUCUGAGUACUAUGGCACACGUCCAUACGCAUUUUUGCAGAGUGUGGCUGGCUUCAGUUAUACAUGGUCCUCGUGGAAAGGUGAGUUCAGUUAUCCACGGUGGAUGCUACUGCAGAUUCACAUCUUGCCUGAAACUUGUGAGCUGCUAGUUACUGCAGGUUUGACAGACAAUGCUGAACGUCAGUUGCAUUUCAGGAUUUUAGCUCGCUGUAGGGAGAAUGAGCUUAUGGAUGUUGUUAGCUGCUCACUUGCUGUGUAUGUCAUCCUUGUACCACGUCCAGCUCAACUCUGUAAAACAUGAUAACCUCGUUAGCCUGAUAAGUGACUGUUAGUGAAACAUGUCAACUGUAAUACGUUCUGAAUCCUGAUGAGGGAAAUAGUGCCUGUAGUGUGAUUUCUUUUCUUAUAUACAGGGUCUAUACGCCGUGCCAAAUGUCACUUGAAUUUUUUGUUA
Messenger RNA from Sorghum bicolor (sorghum), 3368 nucleotides. RefSeq names its product pentatricopeptide repeat-containing protein At1g74850, chloroplastic. The transcript has 5 exons. The record is from RefSeq and is a predicted model, not a curated record. Bases 116 to 2794 code for a protein of 892 amino acids. Lineage: Eukaryota; Viridiplantae; Streptophyta; Magnoliopsida; Poales; Poaceae. Gene Ontology annotation, molecular function: protein binding.